AUGUCUGCGCUAUUUGAAUGGGCAUUUGGAAAGAAGCUCACUCCCCAGGAACGUCUUCGAAAGAACCAGAGGGCUCUUGAGAAGACCCAAAGAGAGUUGUCCAGAGAAGUCAAUAAACUACAAUCUCAGGAAAAGACCUUGAUGCUGGAAAUCAAGAAGCUGGCCAAACAAGGCCAAAUAGCGAGUGCCAAAAUUCAAGCAAAGGACCUUGUAAGGACCAAGAAUUAUAUUGUCAAGUUUAACCUGAUGAAAGCUCAGUUGCAGGCUAUCCUGUUAAGAAUUCAGUCGGUUAGGAGCAACCAGCAAAUGGGAAGUUCUAUGAGGGACGCCACAAGGCUAUUACUGGGAAUGAAUAGAUCGAUGAAUUUGCCUCAGCUUUCUAGGAUUGCUCAGGAGUUUGCUAAAGAGAAUGACCUUAUGGAUCAGAAACAGGAAUUCAUGGAUGAUGCUAUAGACGAUGCAAUGGCAGACGACGAAGAAUUGGGAGAGGACGAGCAGGUUGAUGAGAUUCUUACCAAGGUAUUAGAUGAAAUUGGAGUUGAUAUCAACACUUCCUUGAAAGAUACACCCAACACUAUCAAUGUUGAGAGCCCCGGCAAAGUGGAUUCUAGAGUUGCAGAGGCUAUUGGCGGUCACGGUGGUGCUGGAGCACUGGAGGAAGAUGAUUUACAAGCCAGAUUGGAUAGUCUCAAGAAAUAA
Molecule: messenger RNA, 699 nt
Organism: Candidozyma haemuli
Lineage: Eukaryota; Fungi; Ascomycota; Pichiomycetes; Serinales; Metschnikowiaceae
Gene: VPS2
Product: ESCRT-III subunit protein
Exons: 1
Coding region: 1-699 (232 amino acids)
Biological process (GO): endosome transport via multivesicular body sorting pathway; late endosome to vacuole transport; protein transport
Cellular component (GO): multivesicular body; ESCRT III complex
Source: RefSeq, a predicted model, not a curated record